UGUAAAAGCGCUCUCGAACGGCUCCGUUAAAUUGAAUGGAGUAUAAGGAACUCGGUGAAUCUGUUCUCACAAACAUUAAAAAAGUGCUGGUGCUGUCAGUUGGCUGUGAAGAGUGUGAAUGUGAAGUGUCAAACGUUAUAGCCGUGCGCUCAAGACGCGUUUGCAUGCUUAUACGCCAUUUGUAAUAACAAUAACUAUGUGGGAGCUCGAUCCCGAGUCGUUGAUAUUAGAGGUCGAAUCUCGACCUAUACUUUAUGUAAAACCAUUGCCCGAGUACGCCACUAAGUCCCUAAAAAAUGACGCUUGGGAGGAAGUAGCCCAGGCAUUAUCUUGUGACUGGGAAUCACUUUCACCGGCAGAAGAACAUAAAAGAUGCAAAGAAGUACAAAGCAAAUGGAAACAUAUUAGAGACAAUUUCCGGCGCGAGUACCAAGCCCAGAAUAAUAAUACAUCCGGUCAAGGCGCAAAAAAAAGGAAAAGGUAUAGGUAUUAUGACCAGUUAUUAUUUUUAAUUCCUUAUGUCAAGGACACCCCCACACCAGGGAAAUACAAGAUAAAAGUUGAUAAUGAUAAUACAGAGCAGAUUGUUUUAAAAGGAGAAAAUACAGAAAAAUCAAAAGGUAUUCCUAGGACGGACAAAAAUAUAGAAAAAGAAAAAAGUACAUUUGAACAUGAAAUUUUUAAGAUGAUGAAAGAAGAAAUGGCAACAGUGGACGAAGAUAGAACAUUCUGCAUAUCCUUGGUCCCAUCUUUAAAAAAAAUGGAUGACGAUAAAAAAAUUGCUGCUAAAAUAGAUAUAUUAAAAAUAAUUCAACAGUAUUCUGGAUAGGUACUCGGAGCAGAUCUAACAAGUGAAAAAUAUUUAAAUAUGAAAAAUUAAAGAUGAUCAAAGAAGACAUGACAACAGUUGUAGAAGAUAGAACAUUCUGCAUAUCCUUGGUCCCAUCUUUAAAAAAAAUGGAUGACGAUAAAAAAAUUGCUGCUAAAAUAGAUAUAUUAAAAAUAAUUCAACAGUAUUCUGGAUAGGUACUCGGAGCUGAUCUAACAAGUGAAAAAUAUUUAAAUAUGAAAAAUUAAAGAUGAUCAAAGAAGACACGACAACAGUUGUAGAAGAUAGAACAUUCUGCAUAUAAUUGGUCCCGUCUUUAAAAAAAAUGGUUGACGAUAAAAAAUAGCUGCUAAAAUAGAUAUAUUAAAAAUAAUUCAACAGUAUUCUGGAUAGGUCCUCGGAGCAGAGCUCACAAGUGAAAAAUAUUUAAAUAUGAAAAAUUAAAGAUGAUCAAAGAAGACAUGACAACAGUUGUAGAAGAUAGAACAUUCUGCAUAUCCUUGGUCCCAUCUUUAAAAAAAAUGGAUGACGAUAAAAAAUUUGCUGCUAAAAUAGAUAUAUUAAAAAUAAUUCAACAGUAUUCUGGAUAGGUACUCGGAGCAGAUCUAACAAGUGAAAAAUAUUUAAAUAUGAAAAAUUAAAGAUGAUCAAAGAAGACAUGACAACAGUUGUAGAAGAUAGAACAUUCUGCAUAUCCUUGGUCCCAUCUUUAAAAAAAAUGGAUGACGAUAAAAAAAUAGCUGCUAAAAUAGAUAUAUUAAAAAUAAUUCAACAGUGUUCUGGAUAGGUACUCGGAGCAGAUCUAACAAGUGAAAAAUAUUUAAAUAUGAAAAAUUAAAGAUGAUCAAAGAAGACAUGACAACAGUUGUAGAAGAUAGAACAUUCUGCAUAUAAUUGGUCCCGUCUUUAAAAAAAAUGGUUGACGAUAAAAAAUAGCUGCUAAAAUAGAUAUAUUAAAAAUAAUUCAACAGUAUUCUGGAUAGGUCCUCGGAGCAGAGCUCACAAGUGAAAAAGAGAAAAAAAAGAACAUUUAAAUAUGAAAUUUUAAACAUGAUGAAAGGAGACAUGGCAACAUAUCCUUGGUCCCAUCGUUAAAAAUAUUAGAUGACGAUAAAAAAAUGCAGCUCAAGUGGAAAAUCAGUACAUACAAUACAGCUACGUCAUCUAAUCCCAAUAGCCCUUGCAUCCGAGGCCCUUCGACUGAAGCGGUACCUUAUCGAGGUCACUGAAACUGCAGCCUGUUAAGAGGCCUCACAUUAUUCAUUAUUAGUAGUAGUUUAAUAAGCACUAAUUUUAUAAAAUAAUGUUUUUA
This is a messenger RNA of Cydia fagiglandana, 2141 nucleotides long. RefSeq lists its product as uncharacterized. Gene Ontology annotation, molecular function: DNA binding. The record is from RefSeq and is a predicted model, not a curated record. Gene Ontology annotation, cellular component: nucleus; transcription regulator complex. NCBI's taxonomy places the organism in Eukaryota, Metazoa, Arthropoda, Insecta, Lepidoptera, Tortricidae. The coding region runs from base 197 to 829 and encodes 210 amino acids. Gene Ontology annotation, biological process: regulation of transcription by RNA polymerase II. The transcript is spliced from 2 exons.